AUAAUUGUUCUGGCGGUAAUUCGAAUUACUGUAAUGAUUUCUAUGGCCUCCAUUGUAAUUGGGAUUGUAAUUUGAUCUGUUCUGAUAAUAUCUCUGUCUAUUAUCAUAAUUUCUCGCAUUGUAGUUAUUUCGUGGAUUGUAAUUAUUGUUUCUUCUAUAGUUUCUAUUAAAGUUUCCCUGAUUCUCAGGACAGUUACGUGCUAUAUGACCUGGACGCCUACAACAAUAACAGGUAAUAACAUCAGGUUUAUUUUUAUUAAUUGUUAAAGCAUCUACUUUUUCGGCGAGAUCUGCACUGGAAAUAUUCGCACGUUUUCUAUCACCCAGCAAAAGCUCAAAGUGCAGAGCCAAUUCAUAAGCCGAAACAUACUCCGUAGGCCUUUGUGCUUUAACCUGAAAUUGUAGCUCUGGCGUUAUACGGUCCAGGAAUUCCUCUAAAAGCCUCUUUUUAAUGGUUUGCUCAUUUUCUCCGCUUAAAGCAGCUCUAACUGCUUCAUUCAGUCUAUUCGAAAAAUCAAAGACAGGUUCACCUGGCGCUUGCUUACAAAUAGACAAGGCCUGUCUUGCUAUAAUUUUGGUAUUCCCAUUUUCAAAGCGAGUUUUCAAAAAUUGAAUCGCUUCUUCCAACGUAUUUGGAGCGGGAUCUAUCGAAUCAUAUAAAGUCCUUGCCUG
Molecule: messenger RNA, 672 nt
Organism: Meloidogyne enterolobii
Lineage: Eukaryota; Metazoa; Nematoda; Chromadorea; Rhabditida; Meloidogynidae
Source: the annotation of a GenBank genome assembly